UUCACAAGUUGCAUUUGGAGAAAAUGUUCCGCUACGCAAUAAUCUCAGCUUUGUGUUGCUUCGUGCAACUCCAAGCGGAUGAUAUUCCUCCGAGAAUAAUCAUCAUCGGAUCUGGACCAUCGGGCAUUGCUGCAGGCACUCGCCUCUUGGAAAAUGGUUUCGAGAACGUGACGAUUCUCGAAGCUGAGAAUCGCGUCGGUGGACGGCUCUAUUCCAAGGAAUUCGGCGGUCAUACAGUGGACAUUGGAGCUCAAUGGGUUCAUGGAGAAAAGAACAAUGCUGUUUUCGAAAUGGUUUGGCCACUCGGACUUGUGGAAAGAUCGAACCCCGUAAGAUAUACCUCGAUAUACGAUUCUGAAGGGGUCAAAAUGAACGACAACGCUGCAAGUGAUUUGAUAGAACAUUACAUCGGUCUGACCUCGAUGAGCGUAACGGAUGAAUACAAAGAUGGUACCCUGGGCGCUUGGUACACACACAAAUUGGACGAAUAUUUUGAAGAACAUCCAGAAAUAAAGGCGGAGCAACGCGAACCGUUGAAAAAAUCGUUAUGCUUGAUGGAAAUGGCUUUGGACGCUGCUGACAGUUGGUUCGACGUCGCAGUCGAUAAAGAUUACGAAGAGUGCGAAGGAGACCAAAUGAUCAAUUGGAAGAACAAAACGUACGGUUCCGUCAUCGAUAUUUUGACGAAAAAGUUCCCAAAUCCUGCGGAAGAACUUCCCUUCCGAGCCAAGACGAUUCUCAAUACCGAAGUGACGAAAAUCAAUUACAACAAUCCUGAUGGGGCAGUUCGUGUGGUGACUAAAAACGGUGACGAGUACGUCGCCGACCACGUUAUUUUCACUCCGUCUCUCGGCGUUUUGAAAGCUGAUCAUGAGAAACUUUUCAAUCCUCCCUUGCCGGAAUUGAAAGCCAAUGCGAUUAAGACACUUGGGUUUGGAAGCGUCGCGAAAAUCUACUUGAAAUACGACGAACCUUGGUGGCCCAUGAAGGAGUCUGUGAUGGGCAUGCAUUUCUAUUGGACCGAUGAAGACAGAAAAAAAUUGGCGAACGAUGCAGAGAAAUCUUGGUUCCUGGGCGUUUAUGCAAUCAUCACCGUUGAACACAAGCCCGGAUUGUUGUGUUGUUGGGUCACUGGUCAACAUGCCCGGGAAAUGGAAGCUGUUUCCGAGGAUAAAGUUCUUGCUGGAGUAAAAGAACUGAUUCAUAAAUUUGUGGGAAAAAGUUAUAACAUCACCGAGCCUACGGCAAUGUUAAGGAGUCGAUGGUUCUCGGAUCCCCACUUCAGAGGAACCUACAGCCACAGAACCCCGGAAUCCAAAGGCGUUGAUAGCCCCCGGGCUCAAAUCGCAGAACCGAUAAUGGGGCAAGAGAAACCUCGAGUCAUGUUCGCUGGGGAGGCGACUUCCACUCAUCAAUACUCGACGGUACACGGUGCCAUCAGUACUGGUUGGCGUGAGGCUGAUAGACUGAUGAAACAAUACGGUCACGAAGUAACUGAAAAACCAAAAACUUCAUUAUUCUAUAAACAUUUAUUUGUGUACGGUGACAUCAACAAUAUGGAGUGGGGUCACUUAUCGCUCCCAGUUCAAAUGCAAUCAUGCGAUAAACAUUAUGAUAUAACUACUUUAGACAAAUUUCACCAGCUGCAUUUGAAGAAAAUGUUCAGCUGCGCGAUUAUCUUAGCUUUGUCUUGCUUUCUGCAACUCCAAGCGGAUCAAGCUUCUCCGAGAAUAAUCAUCAUCGGAUCCGGAGCAUCGGGCAUUGCUGCGGGCACUCGCCUACUGGAAAAUGGUUUCGGGAACGUGACCAUUCUCGAAGCUGAGGAUCGCAUCGGUGGCCGCCUCUAUUCCACGGAGUUUGCCGGUUAUCCAAUCGAUAUCGGAGGCCAAUGGGUUCACGGAGAAAAGGACAAUGCCGUAUUCGAAAUGGCAUGGCCACUCGGCGUCUUGGAAAAAUCGGAUCCGCAGAGAGAUACAACGAUGUUCGAUUCAGCCGGGGAAAAAAUGGAGGAUCGAGCGGUGAAUGACUUGAUAGAUUUCGUAUGGGGGAACCUCAGCUCGAUGGCCGUAACGGAGGAAUACCGAAAUCGUAGCGUGGGCGAUUGGUACUCGCACAAAUUGGACGAAUACUUUGAGGGACAUCCGGAAAUAAAACCGGAGCAACGCGAACCGUUGAAGAAAUCAUUGUGCUCAAUGGAAAUGGCUUCGGACGGUGCUGAUAGUUGGUUCGACGUUUCAACCGAUGAAGAAUACGAGCAAUGCGAAGGGGAUCAAGCGAUUAACUGGAAAGAGAAAACGUACGGUUUCGUGAUCGACCUUUUGACGAAAAAGUUCCCAAAUCCUGCGGAAGAACUUCCCUUCCGAGCCAAGACGAUUAUCAAUACCGAAGUGACGAAAAUCAAUUACAACAAUCCUGAUGGAGCCAUUCGUGUGGUGACUAAAAACGGUGACGAGUACGUCGCCGAUCACGUUAUUUUCACUCCGUCUCUCGGCGUUUUGAAAGCUGAUCAUGAGAAGCUUUUCAAUCCUCCCUUGCCGGAAUCCAAAGUCGAUGCGAUUAAGGCCAUCGGGUAUGGAAGUGUCGCUAAAAUUUACUUGAAGUAUGAAGAGCCAUGGUGGCUCCCAACGGACCAUGUGAUGGGCAAGAUUUUUCAUUGGACCGACGACCAUAGAAAAAAAAUGGCCUCGGAUCCAGUCGUUUCUUGGUUGCUGGGUGUUUACAGCAUCAUCAGCGUUGAACACAAGCCAGGAUUACUGUGUUGUUGGGUCACAGGUCAACAGGCUCGGGAUAUGGAAAGGGUUCCGGAAGAACAAGUUUUUAAUGGAGUUAAAGAACUGAUCCACAGAUUUUUGGGAAAAAGUUACAACCUCACAGAACCAACGGCAAUGCUCAGGAGUCGAUGGUUCUCGAACCCACACUUCAGAGGAACUUACAGCUACAGAACCCCGGAAUCUCAACGCGCCGGUAUCGUGGCAUCUCAAAUCGCAGAGCCAAUAAUGGAACUAGAAAAACCCCGAGUCAUGUUCGCUGGCGAGGCCACGUCCAGUCACCAGUAUUCGACGGUCCACGGUGCCAUCACUUCUGGCUGGCGUGAAGCUGACAGGAUAUUGAAACAUUACGGUCACGAUGAAGUAACCAAAAAACCGAAAGCUUCAUAAACCAGCGUAUUCAUUCAGCGUAGAAAAAAUAGCUUAUGCAGACCCAGGCAUGUCGAAAAGAGUCGCCUUAAUUGAUGCUACGGAAAAUGUAUGAUCGUUCGAAGCAAUCUGGAAUGAAAAUAAAAGUGAAAUAGUUUUUGACUCCAACACGAUUUCCAACGCCCCCGCGCAAAUUUUAAGCACCAGUUAUUGGUUUCAAUCGCUUUCUUUACAGCGAUAAAAAAAAUAAAAAUUUGUUUGAAAAAUAUGUAAGUUUUCUCGGGUCUGUUCUACGUGGAUAAGAAAUAUUCUAUGUCAAGGGGAAGAUUUUCUAGUGUUGUGUAAAAAAAUAAAUAAAUAAAAACACCGGAAAGGAAA
Messenger RNA from Venturia canescens, 3515 nucleotides. RefSeq lists its product as uncharacterized. The record is from RefSeq and is a predicted model, not a curated record. Gene Ontology annotation, molecular function: polyamine oxidase activity. The coding region runs from base 24 to 3158 and encodes 1044 amino acids. NCBI's taxonomy places the organism in Eukaryota, Metazoa, Arthropoda, Insecta, Hymenoptera, Ichneumonidae. The transcript is spliced from 17 exons.